This is a messenger RNA of Halichondria panicea, 576 nucleotides long. RefSeq lists its product as uncharacterized. Gene Ontology annotation, biological process: positive regulation of Notch signaling pathway; regulation of clathrin-dependent endocytosis. Gene Ontology annotation, cellular component: cytoplasm. Bases 54 to 380 code for a protein of 108 amino acids. The transcript is spliced from 3 exons. The record is from RefSeq and is a predicted model, not a curated record. Lineage: Eukaryota; Metazoa; Porifera; Demospongiae; Suberitida; Halichondriidae. Gene Ontology annotation, molecular function: AP-2 adaptor complex binding; protein serine/threonine kinase activity.
ACACACCUGCCCACACACAGGCACUGGGCGUACUACUGUUCAAGCUGUGCUUCAUGGAUACUCCAUUUGGUGACAACCCUCUAGCCAUAGUCAGUGCUCAGUACAGCAUUCCUGAAGACUCUCCCUAUAUACACAUGCACAAGACCCAGCUGCAUAACUUGAGAGGCUGCCUGUUGACCUCUGACCCUGAGCUGCGUCCCAGUAUCUGGCAAGUGUGUGAGGUGGUGUCCAGGAUCACAGGAACCACCAACCAUGUCACUAAUGUCUGUGUAUAUAUGAGAGCUAAACUGGAUGUCUGUCCUUUCAAAGAGCUGGAGGAUUUCAAGAGCUGCUCACUAGAGAACUGUGUAGUUACUAGUUACCUAGGUCACCACCAUUAAUGUGCUAUUGUUUAUACAGUCUGCCCUAAGACCCCAAAUGUUGUAAGACAGGAAGUGCUACAAGUUGCCUCAUGAAUAUAUUAAUGAGAACAGUUUUUCUUUGUUUCUGAUAAAAGUAAAGGUUUUUAGAGCUAUCUAAGUUGAAAUAUGUAAUAAGAAGACAGUUUAACAUACGAUAAACACUUUAAAAUAUGAA